This is a messenger RNA of Blastomyces gilchristii SLH14081, 1059 nucleotides long. Its product is annotated as formate dehydrogenase. Gene Ontology annotation, cellular component: cytosol. The record is from RefSeq and is a predicted model, not a curated record. The coding region runs from base 37 to 1059 and encodes 340 amino acids. Gene Ontology annotation, molecular function: NAD binding; oxidoreductase activity, acting on the CH-OH group of donors, NAD or NADP as acceptor. NCBI's taxonomy places the organism in Eukaryota, Fungi, Ascomycota, Eurotiomycetes, Onygenales, Ajellomycetaceae. The transcript has 5 exons.
UAUCUCUUCUUUCAAAUCUGCCCUGAAGCAGCCACAAUGGGUAAAGUACUCUUGGUUUUGUAUGAUGGAGGACAACAUGCGAAGGACCAGCCUGGUUUGCUCGGAACGACUGAGAACGAGCUGGGCCUGAGGAAGUGGUUGGAAGAGAAGGGCCAUACCCUUGUAACCACCUCUGACAAAGAAGGUGCCAACUCUAAAUUCGACCAGGAGCUUGUCGAUGCUGAGGUUAUCAUCACUACCCCAUUCCACCCAGGAUAUCUGACCGCAGAACGCCUGGCUAAAGCCAAGAACCUGAAACUGGCCGUCACGGCCGGUGUGGGAUCCGACCACGUCGACCUGAACGCCGCCAACAAGACGAAUGGCGGCAUCACCGUUGCCGAAGUGACGGGCUGCAAUGUCGUCUCCGUCGCCGAGCACGUCGUCAUGACCAUUCUCGUCCUGGUCCGCAACUUUGUCCCUUCACACGAGCAGGUUGCCAGCGGCGAUUGGAACGUUGCCGCCGUGGCGAAGAACGAGUAUGACCUCGAGGGAAAAGUCGUCGGCACCGUUGCCGUGGGCCGUAUUGGCGAGCGUGUCCUGCGACGACUGAAGCCGUUUGACUGCAAGGAGCUGCUGUACUAUGAUUACCAGCCGCUGACGCCAGAGGUCGAGAAGGAGAUCGGAUGCCGCCGCGUGGAGAAUCUGGAGGAAAUGCUCGCGCAGUGUGAUGUUGUCACCAUCAACUGCCCCCUGCACGAGAAGACUCGCGGCUUGUUUAACAAAGACCUCAUCUCGAAGAUGAAGAAGAGGCUCCUGGCUCAUCAACACCGCCCGCGGCGCCAUCGUCGUCAAAGAAGACGUCGCCGACGCCAUCAAAUCCGGCCAUCUGCGCGGCUACGGCGGCGACGUGUGGUUCCCGCAGCCCGCGCCCAAGGACCAUCCGCUGCGCUACGUCCAGGGGCCCUGGGGCGGCGGAAACGCGAUGGUGCCGCACAUGUCCGGCAGCUCCAUCGAUGCGCAGGUGCGCUACGCGGAGGGCACGAAGGCGAUUCUCGAGUCGUAUUUCUCCGGCAGGCAUGA